AUGGACUUUUCUCUGAAGAAUGGCCGCAUGGACUUGGCAAUGUUCUUGAUUGGUCUGCCCAACCACAACCCCAACGACAUUCACUACGCUGAGCCCGUCACGGACAUCCACCCAAGCAACCUAUCCCUUGACCUGCUUCAACAACUGAUCGCACAUCCUCGCCUCAAUUGCACAUUUGAAUCAGUGAUGGCUCGCGCCAUACUCAAGCGAGACAUGGACAUCAUCAAUAUGUUGGAACUCAAUGAGAAUGGAGAGUUCGCCACUGACUACCGCUGUGCAUUGGGAGCGGCGGCAAUGAUUGGUGAUGUGGACACAGCCGAGAUGAUCUUGAACAAUCACCCGAAUCUUUGCAUGCCUCCCGAGGAUGUUGACUUUGAUUAUCGUAGAAUUGAAGAUGAUAACCUUGUUCAAGAGUUUGAUCUCACAUAUCUCUAUAACAGGCGAGAAAGACAUCGAGUGGAUGUUUGGACGCGCGUCGAUCCUGCGGUUGGACGGCUGAUCGCACGUCACAUUACAUUGGGCAACAUUGACCACUUUGACUGUAUGAUGCUGUACAACGUCAUGGGCGCGGCAUGUCGUCCUCAGACCAAGAUGACAGAGGAUGUUGUCAAAGAGUUAAUCAUUGGAUGUUGUUGGACACAAUCAUUCAGUUUGACGAAAGGCCACUGUUCGUCUAUGCGAUACCUCAAUGUGUUCAUCGAAGUGAUGUCCAAUCUCUCCAAUUCAUUAUCGAUGUGA
Acytostelium subglobosum LB1 is the source of this 738-nucleotide messenger RNA. RefSeq lists its product as hypothetical. The coding region runs from base 1 to 738 and encodes 245 amino acids. The transcript has 2 exons. The record is from RefSeq and is a predicted model, not a curated record. Lineage: Eukaryota; Evosea; Eumycetozoa; Acytosteliales; Acytosteliaceae.